Corticium candelabrum is the source of this 1267-nucleotide messenger RNA. RefSeq names its product ATP-dependent DNA helicase pif1-like. NCBI's taxonomy places the organism in Eukaryota, Metazoa, Porifera, Homoscleromorpha, Homosclerophorida, Plakinidae. The transcript is spliced from 3 exons. Bases 320 to 952 code for a protein of 210 amino acids. The record is from RefSeq and is a predicted model, not a curated record. Gene Ontology annotation, biological process: DNA repair; telomere maintenance. Gene Ontology annotation, molecular function: DNA helicase activity.
UCCACAUGUCCACAAGUCUGUCUGUAACGCGCCGAUCGACACGACGCCGGUUAGACAAUAUGCAGCCACUCUCAACAACAGAAUCCUCUACAACUUUGGCUAAACCACAAACACAAUUUGAUCGAAGACUACGCACGGACAUGUACCGAAGAAGCAGAAACAAAGGCUUUGAGUGACAUACAAACCAUUCUAGGUGAAUCAGGAAUCACGUGUGCUGAGCUCGGGCUGCCUGACGUUGGCCCAUUGCAACUAUUACAUGACAAUGUAGACAGAAACGUUGAGGCUGAAUAUGCUGAAGUCAACAAAAUCAAACUAAACAAUGAAAGUCUAUGACAGAAUUGUCAGCGCUGUUGAUGAGCUACAACAAGGUCGCCCAGCAUGUUGCCAGGCAUACUUUCUUGACGACCCAGGAGGAAGCGGAAAAACUUGUAUGCUCUGCAAUACACUAAUUGCACGUCUGCGAGCACAUGGCAUUCAGGUUGGAGCAACAGCAUGGACAGGCAUUGCAGCCAAUCUUCUGCCUGGAGGUAGAACAGUCCACAGCUUAUUUAAGCUUCCGGUUCCAAUCUUGGACACGAGCACAUGCAACGUCAAGCAAACCUCCAGCUAUGCUGCUAUGCUGCGUUCAAUGAGUCUCAUUAUUAUUGAUAAAGCCUCAAUGAUGCCGUUGCAUGCAUUGCAUGCUAUUGACAAACUGCUACGAGAUCUCAUCAAUGAGGAUAUUCCCUUUGGUGGCAAAAUCUUCUUGCUUGGUGGAGACUUCCGGCAAGUUCUUCCAGUAAUGCUACAUGCCUCACGUACAUUAAUAGUCGAAAACUGCCUCAAACGAUUAUCACUGUGGCCACUCUUUACAAUAAUCAAGUUGACACAAAACAUGCGUGUGCAGCAGGAUCAACAACAAUUUUCGAAAUGGGAACUGCAACUUGGUAACGAGCAACUACAUACUGUAUGAUCUUCCAGACUCAGUCGAUAUUCCGACGAAGUGUAUAGUUUCAAGCGACGUCAUUGAUACCGUUUUAGCAGAUCUAUCUUCUGAUCUCACAACCACUGUCUUACUGACACCUAAAAACGAGGCAUCGUUGGCUUUACUAAAUAACCAGGUACUAAACAGACUGGAAGGAGAAAAGCGUCUGUAUCUCAGUGUGGAUAGAGUGGUUUGUGACAAUAAGGAAGAAGAACAAAAUUAUCCUCUUGAGUUUAUUAACAGUUUAACACCAUCUGGUCUGCCAGAACAUAAACUCUAGCUAAAGGUUGGAUGUAUCAUCAU